AUGGCGUCCUACGACAAGGCCAUGGAGUCGUACAAGAAGGCCGUCACCACGGCGGCGUCCCUCGCGGCGUCGGCCAUGCUGGUGCGCGGCGUCGUCAACGAGCUGGUCCCCUACGAGGUGCGCGACCUGCUCUUCUCCGGCAUGGGCUACCUUCGCUCGCACAUGUCCUCCCACCACACCAUCAUCAUCGAGGAGACGGAGGGCUGGACCAACAACCAGCUCUACGACGCCGCGCGCGCCUACCUCGCCACGCGGAUCAACACCGACAUGCAGCGCCUCCGGGUCAGCCGCGUCGACGAGACCAAGAGCAUGAUGUUCAGCAUGGAGGAGGGCGAGGAGAUGGCCGACGUCCACGAGGGCACCGAGUUCAAGUGGCGCCUCGUCUGCCGGGACAACUCCGGCGCCAGCAGCAGCAACGGCAACGGCCGCGGCGGCAACGGCAACUUCAAGCUCGAGGUCCGCUCCUUCGAGAUGAGCUUCCACAGGAAGCACAAGGACAAGGCCCUCACCUCCUACCUUCCUCACAUCCUCGCCGAGGCCAAGAAAAUCAAGGACCAGAACAGGACGCUCAAGAUCUACAUGAACGAAGGUGAGUCCUGGUUUGCCAUCGACCUCCACCACCCCUCAACCUUCACCACGCUUGCCAUGGAUCACAAGCUCAAGCAGUCCGUCAUGGAUGAUCUCGAGAGGUUUGUCAAGAGAAAGGAAUACUACAAGAAGAUUGGCAAGGCCUGGAAACGAGGCUACCUGCUCUAUGGCCCGCCUGGGACUGGCAAGUCCAGCAUGAUUGCAGCAAUGGCCAAUUACCUCAAGUUUGAUGUAUAUGAUCUUGAGCUGACUGAGGUCAACUGGAACUCAACGCUACGGAGGUUGCUCAUCGGAAUGACCAACCGAUCAAUUCUUGUCAUCGAGGACAUCGACUGUACUGUCGAGCUGCAGCAACGGGACGAAGGUCAAGAGGGCACCAAAUCCAACCCUUCAGAGGACAAGGUGACGUUAUCUGGGCUACUCAACUUCGUCGACGGGCUCUGGUCAACAAGCGGGGAGGAGAGAAUAAUUAUCUUCACAACUAACUACAAGGAGAGGCUCGAUCCUGCGCUUCUGCGCCCUGGCAGGAUGGACAUGCACAUCCACAUGGGCUACUGCUGCCCGGAGUCGUUUAGAAUCCUCGCCUCCAACUACCACUCUAUAGAUCACCAUGCCACAUACCCAGAGAUAGAAGAGUUGAUUAAGGAGGUCAUGGUGACUCCAGCCGAGGUAGCGGAGGUGCUUAUGAGGAAUGAAGAGACAGACAUUGCACUUGAAGGCCUUAUCCAGUUCCUCAAGAGAAAGAAGGAUGGCGCCAAGGAUGGCAAAGCAGAAAAUGUGGACCAGGCACUGAACGAGGAAGAACAAGAGAAAGAGACGACGAUGAAAAGUGAUGCCCCAGACAAUCAAAUUCAUCAAGAUGAUAGCAAAGAGUGAUAUGUAUACAGUGUGAAUAUCAUACAAUUAGUGCCAGGAACGUCCAGCAAAAAUGUAUCGUUUUGCUAUAAUAAGAGAUCAUUUUUUGGAAUAAUAAGGUAGUCUGCUGUUGUGAACUGUGAUACUAUCUGGGUGCAUAUAAACCUGGUUAUGAACUGAUUAUCUGUUGCUUUUUCAAUGCACACAUACUGUU
Messenger RNA from Lolium rigidum, 1657 nucleotides. Its product is annotated as AAA-ATPase At3g50940-like. The record is from RefSeq and is a predicted model, not a curated record. Lineage: Eukaryota; Viridiplantae; Streptophyta; Magnoliopsida; Poales; Poaceae. Gene Ontology annotation, molecular function: ATP binding; ATP hydrolysis activity. Bases 1 to 1464 code for a protein of 487 amino acids. The transcript has 2 exons.